This is a messenger RNA of Mauremys mutica (yellowpond turtle), 2021 nucleotides long. RefSeq lists its product as uncharacterized. The transcript is spliced from 8 exons. Gene Ontology annotation, molecular function: protein binding. The coding region runs from base 1 to 1293 and encodes 430 amino acids. The record is from RefSeq and is a predicted model, not a curated record. Lineage: Eukaryota; Metazoa; Chordata; Testudines; Geoemydidae.
AUGUCUGCCUGUGGCGCUGUGUUCAAGGUGUUCUCAAAGACGGGUGAGAGGAUGAACCGGCAGUUUGUUGAGGAUCGGGCCAUGGUGAUUGACCCGCUCCCUUUUAUCUGGAAUGUCAAAGGACCUGGGCCUCACUACUGUCUUGAUAUGAAGAUGUCCCGGCUCAAAGGACUGGCCUUCGCCUUUGAAUUCGGAUCAGUGAACCCCAGGAUCGUUAAACUUGACAUCUCUUUAAAUGAGCUGGAAGAACUGCAGCCUGAAGCGCUUUUUCCUUUUGAGAAUCUCUCUGAAUUGGAUGCAUCCCUCAAUGCUUUAGGCGUCAUCAGAGGGAUUGAAGUUCUUCCCAACCUCGUUGUAUUAAACCUCAGUCAUAAUGCACUCAGAGACCUGAGAAGUUUAGAAAACUGCAUCCACCUGUCUGUGCUGAAUGUUUCUCACAAUCAAGUGAGAGCCCUGGGGGACAUGCCACUCCUGAGCAACCUGACGCGGCUUCACUUGGGUUCCAACAAGCUGAGGUCUCUGGAAGGCAUUCAGAAUUUGCCCCAGCUCUGUGAACUCUAUGUCCAGAAGAACCGGAUUUCCAGCUUACUGCCUCUUUCUUCCUCAUUGGCUCUCAAUGUACUGGAUGCUGCCAGCAAUGAGAUCAGCUCCCUACAGCAGGCCCUGCAUGUGCUUGGAGGACUCCGCAGGCUGAGACAUCUCAAACUCCAGGGCAACCCGCUGGCCCGGGACAGCCGCUACGUCGCUGCAAUCAAACAGGCCACUUCUGUGGAGACCCUGGACCACGCGCUUCUCAGGGACCCACCUCACCGCUCAGCCUUGUCUUUGUUCAGCUGGUCUCUACUCAGAGAAUCAGUGGCCGGUUCGAUGGACUCAGGUCCAACCAAGGAGGAUCUGAAAAAAUCAGCUAGUAGGAUCUUCCUGGAGAGACUGCAGCGUAAGACGGAGAGCACUGAGCACGCUGUACAUCACUUGCACAGCAGAAUACUGGACCUGCGGGAAGAGCUGAGAGAAUACGAAGAAACCUUCAGAACAGAAGUGGAUGGCUGCAUAAGGUACAUCGACGCUCUCCCAUCUGAGGAUUUCCAGGGCUUGGUUAAUCCUCAGGAGAUCCCGAAUGCCAUGGAGAAGUAUCUGUUCACCAAGUUCUGGGAGAGAUGGCAGCAUGGCAGAAGGAAGCCGGCCAAUAUACCCUACAAGGAGCUGACCAAACCUGAGGAAGUGAUUAAAGCUGCGGUUCGGCUGCUUUCGAACCCACCACUCCAUCCACCUCCUGACGAUGCCAACAUCUGAUGCCAUUUCUGAUACCUGAACUAUCAGUACGAGUGUUAGGCAGAAACUGAUGAGAUCCCAUUCCUCCCUGGUCUGGCUGAGUGGCUUUGCUGCAAGGAUUCCAUGGCCGAGGCGUGGGAGGCCAUUCUGGUGCCCUGUUCACCUCACUUGGUUGGGUCUCUCUGGAGUUCCUCACAGCCUUCUUCAGUCCCGACUAACCUAAGUAAUUUUGCAUCAGCUGCAGAUUUUACCACCUCAUUGCUCAGCCCCCUUUCCAGAUAUUCAUAGAUAUGAAGACCAGAAGGGACCAUUAUGAUCAUCUGGUCUGCCGUCCUGCAUAACACAAGCUUGGAUCCUCACCCAAUAGUUUCUGCAGCAAGACCAUAUCACUUCCAUUUGAGCUGCGGCAUAUAUCUUACAAAGACAUCCCGCCUUGAUUUAAAGACUUGACAUGAUGGAGAAUCCACCACAACCCUUUGUACGUCAUACCCAUGGUUAAUUGCCCUCACUGGUAAAAACAUGUGCCUUAUUUCUAGUGGUAAUGGAGCUGCAGGGUGUGCCAUCAUUAACCUUUUGCCAUGUUGAACAUGGAUCAUUUCUUCCUGCUCUUUGUUCUCUGCCUCUUGCUCACUUGCAUAGAAUCCUUCUAAUCCCUGACUAUGCACUUGCCGCUCUCUCUCCAUGACUACAGAGGGCUUGUCUGGGAAUUUGACUAGCAUAGGUAUAGCAGAAUAAGGGCUUGUCUACAC